Messenger RNA from Pseudozyma flocculosa PF-1, 5781 nucleotides. RefSeq lists its product as uncharacterized. The coding region runs from base 1 to 5781 and encodes 1926 amino acids. Gene Ontology annotation, cellular component: membrane; fungal-type vacuole. The record is from RefSeq and is a predicted model, not a curated record. Gene Ontology annotation, biological process: transmembrane transport. The transcript is spliced from 3 exons. Lineage: Eukaryota; Fungi; Basidiomycota; Ustilaginomycetes; Ustilaginales; Ustilaginaceae. Gene Ontology annotation, molecular function: ABC-type peptide transporter activity; ATP hydrolysis activity; ATP binding.
AUGAGCGCCCUCCCCAGCAGAUCGGUGCCGUGGUUGCCGUCGAACAACGGCGAGGCGCUGCCCUACCUGUACCAGGUUUGGCAGCCGGGCGCUCCCUCGUCGUCCCGCCACACCCUCGACGAUCCUGCGCCUGCGCCGAUCUGGACCAGCUCUGCCUUGGCGCAUCCGAUGGUGGCGUCGCUGGAGCAGCACCAACUCGACUGGCAGCGCACCCUCGCCCUCCUGCGCAUCGUCCCCGCAGGUCUCGUCGCGCUGCGAGCCAUUGUGCACCUCGUCGCCCGGGCUCACCGACGAUCCAAGGUCGCCCUCCCCUCCUCGUCCAAGCGCAAGAGCAAGCAACGCGCUCGAGACGCCCCUUCGCCGUCGAAGUCGGGCGUCUUUGCCUACUUUGCGCCCUUCGUCACGCAAGACGAUGUCGACCAGCUCCGCCGCCAGCGCACAGAUGUAGCCGACUCGGCGGCCAGCGAGGAUGACGACGACGACGGCCGCCGCUUCGACAAAACCCGCUUCGACGGGUUCCGAAAGCAACGGCGUCGGAUCGUCAAGCUGGCGGCGGUCGGCGUCGUCGAGGCACUUGCCUGGAUGGUGCAGCUGGGCUGGCAGCUUGGCUCCAGCGACGACCCCGUCGGCCUCUUCAACCCAGUGACCACCCUCUGCCUCAGCGCCGGCUGGAUCUACGUUGCCGCAUCGCUGGCUGCCCGCCCGCCGCAGACGCCUCCCGUCACCGUGUUGGCCAUUUUGAUAGCGCUCGCCGUCUCGGCCACCGCCGGCCUGCUCUCCUUCAUCCCCUCGAUCGUCGCCGCCUUCACCAGCGGAAGCCUGGAUCCGCUCAACAUCGAGCCGCUCGUCUUUAGCCUGGCCGACACCGCCGUCUGCGCCUAUGCUCUGCGUCAGGUGCUGUCGAUGCCCAUCGCCCCCGGGGGCUUUGAAGCCCAGGUCGAUCUCGACGAGAGGCUGCGGAUCCAGAGCGGAGAGGUCGUCCAGGACCCGAGCGGCGAACGACCCUUGGCAGACACCUACCGGCUCUGCCCGACGUCGCCAGAGGAUUACUGCACCCUGUACGAGAACCUCUCGUACUCUUGGAUGGCGCCCAUCCAGAAGCUGGCGCUCAAGCGGUCGCUGGGUCCGACCGACGUGUGGAAGCUCCGCUCGAUCAACGACACCCGGCUCCUCUUCCAGAAGUUCAAGGCGCUCGACCGUCUCUUUGGCGACGCGGCCGAUCCUGUAUCGACUUCGUCACAGCCCGCGGUGGUCGGGACGGAAGCGCGAAGGCAUCCGGGCCUGCUCGCAAAGAUCCUGCGGGCCAAUGCCAACGACAUCCUGCUGGACGCGUGUUUCAAGCUGGUCAGCGUCAGCUUCGCCUACCUCGGCACGUUUAUCAUGAAGAGCAUCCUCACCGAGAUCCAGAUCGCCGCGUCGAUGGAAGGUGGCACCGCCAACGACGAUGGUGGGCGCCACGGUCGAGGCGGCGCGACUCCCACCACUGGCCAAGCAUGGACGCCAAGACAGAAGGCGUUCGUCUACGCGACCAUCGGUCUGGCUUUGACCGUCGUCCGGUUCUUGGCCGAGCUGCAAAACUACCACCAUGCCCGGCAGGUCGGGCUGCGCCUGCGCUCGACGCUGGUCGUGUCCAUGUUCGAAAAGGCGCUCAAACGGCGCGACCUCUCGGGUCUGACCCGGCCGACCAAGAGCGACGCCGCGCGACGAGGCGCGGAGCCUGCGCAGACCGAAUCGGGAGCGGCCUCGCAGCCGACCUCGGCCUCGGCUUCGCCAACCAUCGCCCAGGGAUCGCCGGAGGUCGGUUCGGAUGGUGGCGAUGGCGACGGCGACGAGGCUGUUCGCGGGCCGCAACAAGAUGGCCGGCAUCUGGGUGUGCCGCGAGGUGCAACUCGCGGCUCGCAGACUCCCUCGGUCGGCGAGUCGGCUGGCCUCGCCCGCAAGCGUUCGUGGACCGACUCGCUCCGCUCGUUGACGUUGCGGCGGCCGCUGUCGCUGUCGUCGAUCGCCCAUUCGCUGCGCUCAGGCAGGUCGGCGCGGCAGAGCAAGGACGCGGCGGCGGCGGAAGAGCGUCGUCGCGCGGCCGAGCUGCAGAGGGAGGAAGAGGAGCGGGGCGCCGACAUCGGCAAGGUGGUCAACAUGAUGGCGAGCGACAUCAAUGUGCUGCUGCGCAUGGGCUGCGACCUGCACCAGCUGUACGGCGCGCCGUUCGAGGUGACGAUCGCCACCGUCUUCCUGUACAAGCUGAUGGGCUGGAGCGCGCUGGUGGGCUUCUCGAUCCUCGUCGCCGCCAUCCCGCUCAACUACUUCUGGGGCGAGGCGGCGGUGCGGCGCCAGCGCGAGUACAGCUCGGCACGCGACGAGCGCAUGAACCUCAUGACGGAGCUCAUCAGCGCCAUGCGCUUCGUCAAGAUCCAGGGCAUCGAGGGGCGCUGGGAGCAGCGGGUGCGCGAGGCGCGGCGCAACGAGAUCCGCAAGCUCAUCUGGUCCCGCCUCAUGAGCUUCUUGUUUGAGCUGCUCUGGACCACGGUGCCCGUGCUCGUCACCCUGAUCAGCUUCUUCUUCUACGUCAAGGUGGCCGGCCACGAGCUCACCGUCGCCGUCGCCUUCACCGCCAUCGCCCUCUUCACCAUGAUACGCCCGCCGCUCAACGCCAUCCCCGGGUUCUUGAUGGGCGGCCUCAUCGCCCUCGUCAGCGUCAAGCGGCUCGAGGGCUUCCUGAGCGAGGAAGAGGUCGACGCCACCGUCAGCGCCCUUUCCCGAGGCUACGGAGAGGGGUUCAAGGCCAAGCGCAGCGGUGCCGACGAGUCGACCGGGGCUGAGGCUGAGGCCGAGCCAACGGUCGAGGAUGACGACGCAGCCUCGGAGCUGGCCAUCGCCAACGGCAGCUUCAAAUGGCAUGUCCGUCGGGUAGCGGUCGUUGGAGACGGCGGUGCCGCGUCGCCGGACCCCAACGUUCGCUCGGCCGACAUCGGCGGAGAUGCUUUCGAGCUGCGUAACCUCUCGGUCAGCUUCCCUGCGCAGAAGCUGUCGGUCGUGCUCGGCCCGACGGGCUCCGGCAAGAGCAGCCUCCUGUCUGCGCUGCUCGGUGAGAUGCUUGAGACGUCGCAGGGCGCGGUGCGGCGAUCCAAGUUCGACGCCAGGGGGAGGAGCCGGAUCAGCUUUGCCGGUCAGCUGCCGUGGCUCGAGGCGGGCAAGACGGUGCGCGAAAACAUCACGUUUGUGACGCCGUGGGAUCCCGAGCGGUACCGGCUCUGCGUGCACGCCUGCGCGCUCGACGACGACAUCGCCGCCAUGGACGACGGCGACCAGACGCGCAUCGGCGCGCACACGGUCUCGGGCGGGCAGAAGGCGCGCAUCUCGCUCGCCCGCGCCCUCUACGCCCGCAGCGACACGGUGCUCCUCGACGACGUCCUCUCCGCCGUCGACACGCGCGUCCAGAACCACCUGGCCCGGCAUGCCCUGACCGGCGACAUCGCCCGCGGUCGGAGGAUCGUGCUGGUGACCCACCACGCCCAUCUCGUCGCCGACCAGGCCGAGCUGAUGGUGUACAUGCGCAGCGGCCGGAUCGAGGCGCUCGGCAGCCCCGCCAAGCUGCGACAGCUCGGCCUGAUCGCUGCGCACCGCAGCGGCGGCGGCGGCGAAGAAGAAGAAGAGGGAGGUGGAGCCGACGAGGCCGGAACUGUCGAUCCCGGCAGCGGCGAUGGCAGUGACAAUGCAGCAUCUCCGCCAGCGGGCCAUUCGGAUGCCACCAAGCCGGCCGAAGUCGGCGAUGCGGGCCGCACGCCGGGCACGCGGACGCCCCGCCUCCUCUACGAGGCCGAGAAGCGGCGGCAGGGCGCGGUGAGCUGGGUCUUUUACAAGACCUACCUCCAGGCGUCCAAGAUGAGCAUCUGGCUCUGCCUUAUCUUGUUCCUGCUGCUGCUGCGGCUUGCCAGCUCGUUUGAGCAGUACUGGCUCAAGGUGUGGGGCGAGGCGUACCGUCCCGAGAGCGUCGCCGCCGCCGCUGGCGUCCGCUUCCCUCCGGCCGCGGGCCACUCGACCUUCUACCUCGGCGUCUACGGCCUGACGGGCCUGUCGAUCGUCGUCUUCAAUAGCGCGCGCGCCAUCUGCUUCUACACGGCGUCGAUCCGCGCGUCGCAGAACCUCUUCACCAGCCUGCUCUCCAACGUCAUCGGCGCGCCGCUGCGCUGGUUUGACACCAACCCGACGGGCCGCAUCCUCAACCGCUUCGGCACCGACAUGGACGGCAUCGACAAUGUGAUGCCGCAGGCCAUCAUGAACCUGCUGGGCAACUCGUUUGCCAUGGCGGCGUACGUGGCCAUCUGCCUGGCCAUCGUGCCGGCCUUUGUGGUGCCGCUGCUGGUGCUGGCGGCUGCGGGGCCUUGGCUGGUGGGCGGAUUCCUGGCCUCGACGCGCGACAUGCAGCGGAUUGAGGCGACGAGCACCUCGCCGCUCUACGGCCUCUUUGAGCAGGCGCUCGCGGGCAUCGUCACGAUCCGCGCGUUUGGCGCCGAACCGCAGGUGCUCGAGUCGCUCCUCGACGCCGUCGACCUGUACCAGUCGCUCUGGUGGGCCGUGUGCACAAUGGAGGUGUGGCUCAGCUUCCGCUCCCAGAUCCUCGGCGGCGUCGCCGUGUUCGUCGUCACGCUGCUGGCCCUCUCGGGCGCCGUGUCGCCCGGCUCGGCGGGGCUGGCGCUGUCGAGCGCGCAGCUCCUGUGCCAGCUGGCCUACUACCUUGUCAACGACUUCAAAAACAUCUCGACCAGCUUCAACUCGCUCGAGCGCGUCGCCGAGUACCAGACGAUGCCGCGCGAGGAGACCAACGAGGUGGCGGCGCGCUACAGGCCGUCGCUGCCGCCCGCCGGCUGGCCGUCUCGCCGGGCGACGAUCGCGUUCGAGGACGUGUCGCUGCGCUACGCCCCGGAGCUGCCCGAGGUGCUCAAGCGCGUGUCGUUUGUGGUGCAGCCGGGCGAAAAGAUCGGCGUCAUUGGCCGCACCGGCAGCGGCAAGAGCAGCCUGGCCUCGAGCCUCUUCCGCGCCACCGAGCUCAGCGGCGGCCGCAUCGUCAUCGACGGCAUCGACAUCCAGACGAUCCGGCUGCACGACCUGCGCAGCCGGCUGAGCAUCGUGAUGCAGGACCCCGUCCUCUUUUCGGGCACCAUCCGCGACAACCUCGACCCCUUCGGCGAGUACGGCGACGACGAGAUCCUCGCCGCCAUGCGCAAGGUCAACAUCGCCGCGCCCGCUGCGUCUGCGGGCGACGAGGACGGCGGCGGCGGCGUGCGCACCGCCAAGCUGGUCGACGUCGAAGGUGCCGAUGAAAGUCGUGGGCAUGAUGAUGCAGCGGACCAGGACCGGGCCCGCAAUGAUGCGGGCAUCCGCCUGACGCUCGACACGCCCGUCUCGUCGGGCGGCGCCAACUUCUCGGCGGGACAGGCGCAGCUGAUUUCGCUCGCUCGAUCGCUGCUGCGGUCGUCGCGCAUCCUGAUCCUCGACGAGGCGACGUCGUCGACCGACAUGGCGACGGACGCCAUGAUCCAGCGCGCGAUCCGCACGCAGCUGUCCGAGUGCAUCGUCAUCUGCGUCGCCCACCGGCUGCGCAGCAUCAUCGACUACGACCGCGUCCUCGUCAUGCAGGAUGGCCGCGUCGUCGAGUUUGGACGGCCGAAAGAGCUGCUGGAAAAGGACGACGGCGACAAGUCGGCCCUCUUCAAGGACCUGUGCCGCCAGUCGUCCGAGUACGAAUCGCUGCGCGAGGCCGCCGGUCUGUCGGGCGCCUGA